Molecule: messenger RNA, 2920 nt
Organism: Triticum aestivum (bread wheat)
Lineage: Eukaryota; Viridiplantae; Streptophyta; Magnoliopsida; Poales; Poaceae
Product: aspartic proteinase CDR1
Exons: 4
Coding region: 1322-2581 (419 amino acids)
Cellular component (GO): extracellular region
Source: RefSeq, a predicted model, not a curated record
UUCUUCUUUUCUUUUACUUAGAAUGGACAGUAAUAUUUACAUGGUGCGCUUCAUGCCUCUAUCCAAUCAAUGUUCUGACUAUAAUGAGCAGAUUCUGGGUUUUCAAGUGCAUAUUUCAGUGAAGUAAAUUUUGGGUUUUUAAGUGCAUAUUUCAGUGAAGUAAUAAAACAGUACUGUCAUAUUUAUUACUCUAGCAUCGCAUCAUGGAUUGGACCAGUUUCUUGUAAUUAAUUUGAAAUAACAACUCGCUCAACUGAGGGCGCCAUGGUUACAAAAUACAGCCUGCAUGUGUGGGUGGAAGUUCUAAUCAAAACAAGCCAACCAUCAACUAAUCCAUGAUAAUGCUCAGUUGCUGAGCCGCAUAUCCUACAUCAUAGCAUAUAAUCUGCGUGCCAAAUGCCUUUAUGACAAGACGACGAAGUAAGUAUAUGUAGCUUUAUGACAAGAUAGUGCUGGUUUAACAUGAGUUUCUAUUAUCUCCUAUAACUAAGGUGUGCACUUCAUAUUGUAGAUCAUAGACGCAUACAUACAUUGCAUAAGUGCUAAAGAGCAUCUACAGAUGAGGUCAGGUGGAAGUGUGUUCUUAGAGAAUGCACACAUGUCUAAGAUGAUAAAGGAAUUUAGCUGUAUACAAUUUGAAGCACCAAGAUGGGUAUUAAAGAGAGCUACAACUUAUUUGGACAUGUAAACAUUGAAGACUUUCAUUGGUACCUAGCAGUUAUAAAUACAAGGGUGUGAUGCAUCCAGGUGGUCGACUCACUAGGCACAGGAAUUCACCGCAAAGACCUCACUAAUAUGCUGGAAGGACUGGAAAGUGUAUUCAAAUUUGCAUCGGUUCACAUCGAACUAAAAUCAGAUAAGUGGAAGGACCUAGACAUUUCAACAUGGCCAAGGCAAGAGCGUAUUAAGAGCACACUGCAGACAAAUGGUUUUGUAAUUAUGCAGGUCAUCCUGUGGUCUAUGGAUGUUAAAUUUUAUAGAGUACUUCACUGGACAUAUUUUGUCCGACACACCUACCCAGGUAUAUUUUGCUAUGUAUCAUUAACACUUUAAAAAAUACAAUUUGAGUGGCAUGACAACAUUUUGUACCUAUUUGAUUUUUUUUAUAAAAAUUAUUUUAGUAGUAUAUCAUGUGAAUUCACUUGAUAAACGUUUAAGACGUGCGUUUGCACGUGCACGUUUACUAGUUGCAGGAAAUUAUCAUUUCUUGCUUACCACAUUCGUCUCCCCACCCCCCUAUUAAUACUGCACCAGCAGCAGAGGAGGCCAUUAGCAAGCGACGGGGUGUCGAGCUACUACUCAGAAGAAGAGUUAGGACACAAUGACGGGUACGACAUGGCGGGCACUGUUGCUCCUUGGCGUCGUCCUGACGGCGCAGCUCUGCCCGUGCACGGCGUACGUCGGCGGCGGGUUUAGUGUGGAGUUCAUCCACCGGGACUCUCCCAAGUCGCCGCUCCAUGACCCGUCGCUCACCUCGCACGACCGCGUGCUUGCCGCCGUGCGGCGUUCCACGGAGCGCUCGUACACCGUCGGCGAUCCUUCCGGCGGCGUGGCCGAGAUCAGGUCCAGUCCGUACGAAUACCUGAUUUACGUCAACAUCGGCACGCCGCGCACCCGGAUGCUCGCCAUCGUCAACACCGGCAGCAACCUCGUGUCGUUCAAAUGCAUCAACGGAACCUCCGGCCCUCCGCCAGCCGCCGGGGGGUCGCCGUUGAGCUACGUGUUCGACACCUCCUCCUCGUCAUCCUACGGCUUCGUGGCCUGCCGGUUGCCCUCGUGCCACGCGGUCCGUGGCGCCUCCUGCGACGCCAACUCCCACUGCCAGUACCACUUCUCCUCCGGUGACGGCUCCACGACGGACGGCAUCCUCUCCACCGAGACCUUCAUCUUCGACGACGCUCCCGGCGGCUGUGUUGGAUGCCGCGAACGUCCGCAGCUGCAACUGACCAGAGUCAACUUCGGCUGCAACACGAACACGACCGGCGGCAGCCCGUUCCUCUUGACCGGCAACGUCGGCCUCGGCGCCGGGAACCUCUCCCUCAUCGACCAGAUCGGCACCCAGACAUCGCUCGGCCGGAGGUUCUCGUACUGCCUCGCGCCCUUCUCCAUCAACGCCUCCUCCAUCAUCAACUUCGGCGCCCGCGCCACCGUGAAGGAGCCGGGCGCGGUGACCACGCCGCUGAUCCCCUCGGCCGUGGACGCUUUCUACACCAUCCUGCUCACGUCCGUCAAGAUCGGGAGCUCGACCAUCGUACCGCCGAAGCGGUCGCCCGUCGUCGUCGACUGGCACGGCACUGACGUUCCUCGACAAGGCGCUGCUGGACCCGAUCGUGGAGGAGCUCACCAAGAGCAUCAAGCUCCAGCGGAAGCAGUCGCCGGAGAAGCUGCUGGACCUGUGCUACGAGGUGGGCGGUACGAUUCAGGACUGGGUGCUGGAGAAGCUUUUCCCGGAGGUGACGCUGGGGUUUGGCGGCGGCGCCGUGAUCACCCUGAAGGUGAAGAACGCGUUCGUACAGCCGCAGCCGGGGACCGUGUGCUUGGCCAUGUCCGCGGCGACGGACAAUGUGGCGGUCAUCGGUAACAUCGCGCAGCAGAACUUCUGGCUCGGCUUCGACCUGGACAAGGGCGCCAUCACCUUCGCCGCUGCCGACUGCGCCAAAUCCUACCCCUCUCCUCCCGCCUCUAAUCACCAUGAGUAGAUAUAGCUAAUCACCAUGAGUAGAUAUAGCUAAUAACCAUGUAAUAACUAGGAUUAUCGAAUAACUACGUCUAAUGUUUUGCCAUGCAUGAUGCAUCUAUGCAUGCAUGCGUUGAUGUGCCUCGUUGUCUGGGAAAUUGGACCACGAAUGCAACAUGUAAUUUCAUCUCCAAAACUGCUUUGCAGACGAUGCAUGACCUGCACGACGGGAGUGCUGGCUGU